AUGCCGGGCUUUGCGGACUCGUUCUGGACGCCCGACUAUGCCUCUGGCUUGGGUAUCCUGUACUCGAAGCUUCAGCAAGGCAUUGCCGAGAACCGACAGAUUCUGACGAUUGCGAGCCUGCGAGCUGACGCAGAAGAAAUUUAUAGCUCGAAGCUGGAUGACAUCAUUCCCGCUGUGGAUCGGAUAAAUACUGGCUUCUCGAGAGAUGAGGGUGCUAGUGUGAGGAAGGCCUACGAUGGAAUUCGCGGCGAAAUGAUCGAGGCAUCCAAAAACCACCAAAAGAUUUCAUCCAACAUUCGCGAACUCGUGGUCAAUCCUUUUAGUCGCUGGUGCGACCAGCAUGCGGCGCGAGUCCAGAGCUCGCACGACGAUCUACAAGCACGUAUUAAGGAUCACAUGAAACAAGCAGAGCUGGUGAAGAAGCUGCGGAGUCAAUACUUCAACAAGUGCCGUCUUGUCGAGGAUCUAGAGGAGGAAAACAAGUUUGCGUUCCAGAGCCUGGAAGCUCCUAGUCCCAAAGGAAAACCGCCAGCCCCGAAGAUUGUCUUGACCGACCCGCAGGAGUCAGAUGAGCCUGAAAUCUUUGACUUGGGGGACAAGUCCUACAGCGAAGAUGAAAUCAAGAAUAUCUUGUCCGACAUGCUCAAUACUAUCAAGAUUGGCGAAGUCAAAGUGCCAAUCCUCGGUACAUAUCAGAACACUUCGACGGGCGCCGAUAUAGUCGAUUACCUGCAGAAGAAAUUGGAAGCCUCUAGCAUCAGUUACGCUGAGCGAAUUGGUCAGGAUAUGGUGGACCUGGGAUUUUUGCGAUUGAUUGGAAACAUGGGAAACACUUUUGCCAACAGCAGUCGCAUGAAUUAUCAGUGGAGGUCAAAAGUUUUCCAACUCACUGGAAUGCCCGAAAACAAGAAGCCUUUACUUCGCAUGACCUCGCUCAUGUCCAAUGACGAAGCCACGUCAUCGCCGACAAUCUCAAGUGUUUCGGAAAUGCUCUCGGGCUGGAAUCCUCUGAACAACCCGUACCCAGAUGAGACCCCUGCCGAAAAGCUUCACCGUGAAGCUCGUGAGGCAGAUGAGCGCUAUAAGACUGCUGUUAUCAAGUUGGAUCAAAUACGAUGCAUCCUUGAAGAGGAGAUUGUUGAUCACUUGCGGUUCAUGGAGCGAUGCGAGCUUGAUCGUCUAAAAGCCAUCAAGUCUGUGGUGCUUGAUUUUUCCGGCGCCAUUAGCAACGUUAUUCCCGGCUUGCAGAGCACGGUUGACCACAUGAUGCUGUACCAAGAGACCAUCCAGCCGUUGGGAGAUUUGAGAUAUUUUCUUGAGAAUUACCGUACCGGAGGAUUUGCGCCAAAGGUACAGCCGUAUGAGAACUACUAUGGUUCCGUGGGAGAUCAAGUAUUUGGUGUCGACUUGGAGGCUAGGGCUAGAGCAGAUCGAAAGCGGGUCCCUGUCAUUGUGACCAAUAUUUUGACAUUCCUUGACAAUCACUACCCAGAUCUUGAAGGCGACGAUGCACGACGAGCCAUCUGGUUGCAUGAUGUUCCUCUUGCCGCCACCCACCAUCUCCGACAAGCCCUAAAUAACAGUGCCGGAGAUCCUCGUGCAAUUCUUGAAAAAUAUGAGAUACCCAUUGUUGCUAGCGUUCUAAAGUUAUACCUCCUUGAACUUCCAGAUUCCCUUGUUUCAUCGCAAGUUUACGAAAUCAUUAAAACCAUCUACUCUACUACGGCCAACGAAACUUCCGAAGAAGGUAGAAUCAAAGUGUUGCAAAGCACACUUGGCCAGCUCCGACUCAACAAUAUAGCCACGCUUGAUGCUCUCAUGACCCACUUCACACGGCUAAUCGACUUGACCUCCGCUGAUGAAACCUAUGUGGCCGCUCUUGCUCAGGCAUUAGCACCAUGCAUCCUGCGACCUCGCCUUGAGAACACCUUGACUCUCAAUGAGCGCCACAGCUAUCGACUAAUUCGCGACCUGUUCGAUCACAAGGACGCUAUCUUUGGCGAACUCAAGCGCCAGUCCAGUGCUAGCAGUACUCUAGGCGCUGGUGCAGGCGCUGCUCGACCACGCGCAAUCAGCACCGAUGAAAGCAACCGAAGAGCUGCCGUGGAGGCUCGAAACCGUGCUAUCGCUAGCCGUAGUCGAGCUACCAGUCCAGCUCCCGGUGCUCGGCACCGUCGUGAUCGGUCCACUGACGGAUCACAGGGAUCAGGUCGCUUCCCAAUCAAUGUCAGUAGUCCACAUGGACCAGAUCGCCGAAACCCUCGUCAGAGUCUCGAUGUUCCGUCCUCAAUUGAUUUACAGAUUGUCACGGAUUCCAGCAAAUUGGCCGAAGAAAACGCUACUCCUAACGGUUCAUCGGGAGAAGUCAGUGAAAAGGCCGCCCCAGAAGUCUCAGCUACUAUUACUGAUUUCAGUGAUCCUGCUCCUGUCCUUGCCGCUGAUGUUGACGCCGAAGAAGGACAGGCUACCAACGACAAUAAUGAAUCGGAAGGCUCACCCACACCCACUGCUAGUGUAGCAACCAUCGAGAAACGAGACUCACUUACUCGUGGCCGACACGUCCGUCGUGCAGGCGGUAGUCACCCCCCGGCCGAUCUUGCCAGCAAGCGGGCAAAUGCCGUUACUGAUGGGGAGUUGAAGGGCGUUACAUUGGAAGAUAAACCAAUGGACGACUUUGCCUGA
Messenger RNA from Talaromyces marneffei, 2682 nucleotides. RefSeq lists its product as uncharacterized. The transcript is spliced from 5 exons. Lineage: Eukaryota; Fungi; Ascomycota; Eurotiomycetes; Eurotiales; Trichocomaceae. The record is from RefSeq and is a predicted model, not a curated record. Bases 1 to 2682 code for a protein of 893 amino acids. Gene Ontology annotation, biological process: small GTPase-mediated signal transduction; cytoskeleton organization. Gene Ontology annotation, molecular function: GTPase activator activity. Gene Ontology annotation, cellular component: plasma membrane; division septum; cell division site.